Rasamsonia emersonii CBS 393.64 is the source of this 4071-nucleotide messenger RNA. RefSeq names its product DEAD/DEAH box helicase. The record is from RefSeq and is a predicted model, not a curated record. Gene Ontology annotation, cellular component: intracellular anatomical structure. Gene Ontology annotation, molecular function: ATP binding; RNA binding; protein binding. The coding region runs from base 1 to 4071 and encodes 1356 amino acids. Lineage: Eukaryota; Fungi; Ascomycota; Eurotiomycetes; Eurotiales; Trichocomaceae. The transcript has 3 exons.
AUGGGCCCAAAAGCAAAGGGCGGCGCCCGUGGAGGACCGAAGCCUGGGACCAAACAGGCAAAAGCCGCCGCCGAACGGUCUCAGAAUGCGAGCACGCCGCAGAACGAAUCCGAUGCUCCCAAAAAGCCUACUGCGAAGGAAGUGAUCGCUGGUGCAUCAUGGACGGGAAAACUUCCGGUGAACCUGCUCUCAGAGCAUUGCCAGAGACAGAAGUGGGAGAAGCCAGAAUAUACCAUGGACAAAACCGCAGAAGGGUUUGUUUCGUCCGUCAUACUAAGAAAGGUUGAUCCCAAGACAAGGGAAUUGAUCACUCUUCCUCCAAUGAAACUUCCUCCAUCGCACAAGCAUCUCGCUGUCCAACCCUCCGCGCUCGAAGCUCGCCAUUUUGCGGCCGCAUAUGCCCUGUUCCGCGUCUGCAAUAUGCAAAAUCUACAUACGGUGAUGCCGCCUACCUAUAGGAAGCUAUGGAAGGAGGAUUUCAUGGAACUCAAGAAUGCAGCCAUAAAGGAAGGUAAAGGCUGGAUGUAUGAAGCGGACCCAUUUCUGGCCAAAAAACAGCAGGAGAGCGCCGCGGCAGAACUCGAGAAGAAGGAAGCGGAGCGCAGAAAAGCGCAAGAGAAAGCAAAAGAAAGCGCCAUCGACUUGGGACUGGGGACUGGCGGUGAUACAAAAGGAGGGAAAAUCUGGUCUCACGCACCCAAGGUGGACAUGGGAACCAGAAUGCGGCGGGAUAUUGAAGAGCUUUUGCGACAACACGCGAUCUGGAAUCCCUAUGGCGUUCAGAUUCCCGAGGAAAAGCGUAAAGAAAUUGUCGACGAAUUUGUUCGGUUGGGUUUUCGCCGCAGCCAUGUCGAAGAAGCCGUCAUGGAAUGUAAGGACCGCGAAGAGGUGCUGGAAUGGCUCCUGCUAUAUGUUCCUGAAGACGACCUUCCCCGCUGGAGUUUUCCAGAAGGUUACUCGGCAGGUGUUAGUCUUGCAAGUGGUGAUCUUGUGCGAGAAUCUAAAAUCAAAAGGCUGGCCGCGGCCGGCUAUCCGGCCGAUCUGUGUGCUCAAGUUCUGGACAAGCAAAGUGGGGAUGAAGGUCUGGCCGCAGAGUAUCUGCAAAACACCCUUGUGCAUGGCACACAAACACAUUCCCCAGGCGUCUCUACCGAGCACGAUGAUGCAUGGGAGGAGGAACAGCCCACGUUGGAGGCCAUCUUUGGUGACCGUUACAAGCGACUGUCUCCUACAGUGUGUGAGAUCAAAGGAGAAAUUUCCAACAUCUCAGAGACAGUCGCAUUCCGAUUCCAAAAGCCCUCCGGUAACUAUCCUUCAACGCCUCCAAUUACUUCAGUAUUGGCGAAGGGCCUUCCUGCAUACAUCCGUUUAAGUGCAACCCGCCGAGCUGCACAGUAUGCUGAAGAGAACCUUCUUGGUCAGCCAAUGAUCUUCAAUAUAAUAGAUUGGUUGGAAACCAACUUGCCUGGGAUAUUGGAAAAUCCAGGCAAGUUACGUGAUAUUUCUCCGCUUGCCACGCCCCUGCAGAGUUCCAAAGCAACUUCCCAACUCCCGAUAAGACCCGGGCGCAAGCAGCCAAAGAGUGUUGACCUGCGGCCUGGUUCGGCCGAUAGCAUAUCUGUCCGUAAAGCAUGGGAAGAGAAACAGGCUACGGCUGCCCAGAAAGAGAUGAACCGGAAAAGAGAGUCGUUACCCGCUUGGGCCAUGCAGGAUGCCAUCAUCGAUGCCGUCAACUCGCACCAAGUGACUAUCAUAUCUGGCGAAACAGGAAGCGGAAAGAGUACUCAGUCAGUGCAGUUCUUGCUGGAUGAUAUGAUUAAGCGUGAUCUUGGGGGUGUAGUCAACAUUGUGUGCACACAACCUAGGAGGAUAUCCGCUCUCGGCCUUGCGGACCGUGUUAGCGACGAACGAUGUUCUUCUGUUGGCGAUGAGAUUGGUUAUGUGAUACGAGGCGACUCGAAAGUCAAACCUGGUAUAACGAAGAUUACAUUCAUGACUACUGGAGUUUUGCUUCGCCGAAUGCAAACGGGGCAGGGUCCCGAUGACGAUAUCGCCUCCUCCCUCGCGGAUAUCACCCAUGUUGUGGUGGAUGAGGUGCACGAGCGCAGCCUCGACACUGAUUUCCUCCUUGCCCUCCUCAGAGACGUUUUGAAGUAUCGCAAGGACCUCAAGGUGGUCCUGAUGAGCGCCACAUUAGAUGCAGAUGUUUUCACUGAAUAUUUUGGCGGGCAUGACCGUGUUGGUCGGGUCAACAUUCCUGGAAGGACAUUUCCUGUCGAAGACUACUAUCUUGACGAUGUGAUACGGUUGACAGGGUUCAGUCCAGCAUCAUCACAGGCUGCUUUGGACGAAGAACCAGAUAUGAGUGUCACUCCCAAAGAGGAUUCUUUAGGGAAAACCCUGCGCAAUCUUGGUAUGAGUAUCAAUUAUGAUCUGAUCGCCUCUACCGUUCGAUACAUCGACUCGCAACUUGGAAAUGAACCUGGCGGAAUCUUGAUCUUCUUGCCUGGUACUAUGGAGAUUGAUCGGUGUCUGGCUUCGCUGAAGACGAUACCAAAUGUGCACGCCUUACCGUUACACGCUUCUCUACUUCCAGCAGAGCAAAGGCGUGUUUUCCUAGCACCUCCGAAGGGCAAACGGAAAGUCAUUGCGGCCACAAACGUUGCUGAGACAUCCAUCACAAUUGAAGACAUCGUCGCCGUCAUUGACACUGGCCGAGUAAAGGAAACCAGCUAUGAUCCCAAAGACAACGUGGUGAGGCUACAAGAAGUAUGGGCCUCCCAAGCAGCUUGCAAGCAACGACGUGGUCGAGCCGGUCGUGUAAGGGCGGGAACAUGCUACAAGCUAUACACCAGGACCGCAGAAUCCAACAUGGCUGCGCGACCGGAGCCUGAAAUCCGACGAGUUCCUCUCGAGCAGCUCUGCCUGUCUGUCCUGUCCAUGAGGGGCAUACAGGACGCUGCUUCCUUCCUCUCGAAGACCUUAACGCCCCCUGAGAGCGUUGCUGUCGAAGGAGCUCUGGAACUUUUGCAUCGCAUUGGUGCCUUGGAUAACCAGAAACUGACCGCUCUUGGACGGUACUUGUCUAUGAUCCCCGCUGAUUUGCGCUGCGCCAAAUUAAUGGUAUACGGCUCAAUCUUUGGUUGCAUAGACGCGUGUGUCACCAUUGCCGCGAUUCUCACAGUGAAGAGCCCCUUUGUUUCACCUCGCGACAAGCGUGACGAGGCAGCAGCAGCCAGGGCGGCCUUCUCCAAAGGCGAUGGUGACCUGAUCACCGAUCUCUCGGCCUAUCAACAGUGGGCAGAACGGGUGAGGAGCCAGGGCUACUGGCAGACGCAAUCGUGGUGUUCGGACAAUUUCCUCUCCCACCACACCCUCCGGGAUAUCUCUUCCAACCGAGCACAAUUCUUAACCUCGUUGAAAGAUGCCGGCAUACUCCCUGUGGACUAUAAGGACCCGACGACGAGUAGUUCCGCAUCCACGCCCCCAAGCCGCUGGGAUCGCAAUGGAAAUAACACACGGCUCCUCCGGGCAUUGAUCGCGGGGGCAUUCAACCCGCAAAUCGCCCAGAUCAGUUUCCCAGACAAGAAAUUCGCCGCUUCGAUGACGGGGACUGUCGAGCUCGAUUCCGACGCUCGUACGAUCAAGUAUUUCAACCAGGAAAACGGUCGUGUCUUUAUCCACCCCAGCUCCAGCCUGUUCUCUGCGCAAAACUAUUCCGGAGGGGCCGCUUACCUGAGCUACUUUGCUAAGAUGGCGACGAGCAAAGUCUUCAUACGGGAGCUGACACCCUUCAACGCCUACUCCUUACUCCUCUUUGCCGGCCCAAUCGCCCUCGACACCAUGGGCCGAGGCCUCAUCGUCGACAACUGGCUGCGGCUCCGCGGCUGGGCGCGCAUCGGGGUACUCAUCUCGCGACUGCGCAUGAUGCUCGAUGCUGUCCUGGCGGCCAGGAUCGACAACCCUUUGGGUCAUGACGAUAAUACUAAUAAUAAUGGCGCUAGGAUCCUUGAGGCUAAAGUUAUCGAUAUUGUCAAGAGAUUGGUGGAACUUAACGGGUUGGAUCAAUAG